GGAAGCUCUGUGCCUGGAGGGGACCCGCCGCCAUCUCAGGUCUCAGCCUCGCGGGGCCCACCACAGAGAGCUGACGCCCUGUCCUAAGAAUCCUUAUGGGUGACCAACCUUGUUUCUCCGGGAGAUCCACGCUCCCACCUGGAAACACGCGGGAAACCAGGCCUCCAAAAAAGCGCUGCCUCCUAGCUCCACGGUGGGAUUAUCCAGAGGGAACCCCCAACGGAGGUAGUACCACUCUUCCCUCUGCACCUUCUCCUGCAUCACCCGGCCUGAAGUCGCACCCUCCUCCUCCGGAGAAGUAGUAGAAUGUACUUCUCCCACCCAAACCAGUCUCUGAGGGAUUGCAGAAUGACUCCAUUUCCUUGGUGCAUUCAUAAAAUGGUUCACCCUGUGAAGAUGAUGAAGACUAUUGACAAUGCUGCCCUGAUUUUUCUGAUGUCCUACACCAGUCUUGUGAUAAUCAGCAUAAUUUCACCUCCUGAAUUUGAAUGAAUUAUGGGACAUAACCAAGAUCAGACUGUAGACAUCUAAGAUUGAAGGCCAUGGCCUGGAUCCUAAAGAACUCACCAGGGCAAAUAAACCCUGUGAGAUGGUCCUGCAGCAGCCAAUCAAUGCUCUUUUGUGCCACCCAGUCCCUGCUGUGUAACUUUGAGUUUCUAUAAAUCCAUUAAGGUCCCAAUAAAUUUUGUGUCUCAU
Messenger RNA from Puma concolor (puma), 696 nucleotides. Lineage: Eukaryota; Metazoa; Chordata; Mammalia; Carnivora; Felidae. The record is from RefSeq and is a predicted model, not a curated record.